GCGGUCCCGUAUAAGUUGCACAGAUAAACUUUACUAAUUUAUCAAUAACCUUGGAUUAACUUGGUGGAUUUUAUUGUGUUGUCGCUGUAUAAUAUCCAAAUCUAUCAAUACUCAGGAUCAAGGGCGAUAUAGCUUCUCGAAACGACAAUUUGAAGCUGUGACUCCAUAAAACCAUGGCCUAUUUUCUUGGUGUUGACGUCGGAACGAGCAGCGUACGGGCAGCUCUUGUAACUGAAACAGGAAAGAUUUUGAAAAGCCAUGUUGAACCCACUAAAACUUGGAACCUGGAGCCAGAUUUCUAUGAGCAAUCGUCAGAUGAUAUAUGGAGAGCUGUUUGUCAAUGUGUGAAGGAAGUCACAAAAGCAACUUGCAACAAGAGCAUUAAGGGUAUUGGAUUUGAUGCUACAUGUUCCCUAGUUUGCAUAGAUAAGAAUGGCAAACCAUUAACAGUCAGUCCGUCAGGUAACAACGAACAAAACAUCAUUUUGUGGCUAGAUCAUAGAGCAAUGAAAGAAACCGAAUUUCUUAACAAUACAAACCAUCCUGUACUUCAAUAUGUCGGAGGAAAAAUAUUUCCGGAGAUGGAGACUCCCAAACUUUUGUGGCUCAAAAAAUAUCUUGAAGCCACUUGGAACCAAGCUGGAUAUUUCUUUGACCUGCCAGAUUAUUUAACUUGGAGGGCAACAGAUGUAGAUUCUAGAUCCUCAUGUUCUUUAGUUUGCAAAUGGGCAUAUGAAAUGAACGUAGAUGGCGUAGAAGCCUGGAGCAAAAACUUUUUGGACCAAGCAGGUUUAAGUGAUUUAGCAGAAGACAAUUGGAGAAAAAUUGGCUCAAUAGUACAAUAUCCUGGAGCUCCAGUGGGCUCUGGAUUAUCCAACCAAGCAGCUAAUGAAUUAGGAUUACUUCCUGGCACUCCUGUAGGAACUUCUAUGAUAGACGCACACGCGGGAGGCUUAGGGCUUAUAGGGUGUACAGUUGAAAAGAUUGAUCCACGUUUUGAAACUAGAGUGGGUUUAAUUUGUGGCACUUCAACAUGUCAUAUGGCAGUAUCCAACGAAGCCGUUUUCGUCCCUGGGGUGUGGGGUCCCUAUAAAAGCGCAAUGAUUCCAGGGAUGUGGUUGAAUGAAGGUGGUCAAAGUGCCACAGGGAAGUUGGUAGAUCAUGUUAUUGAUACACAUCCAGCAACUGCGGAAAUUCGAAAAAAGUUGGGUGAUUUGCAUAUAAUACAAUAUCUGAACAACAUUAUUUAUGAUUUGGCCAAAAAGCAAAAUUUGAACGAUCCAGCUUUUUUGACUAAAGAUUUUCAUGUUUAUCCUGAUUUCCAUGGAAAUAGAUUGUUAGCCGACCCGACUUUAAAAGGAAUGAUUUCAGGAUUGUCCCUGUCAAGUGAUGAAGAAAGUUUGGCCAUUCUCUAUUUAGCAACUGUUCAAGCACUUUCAUAUGGUACUCGGCAAAUUAUAGAAAAACUCAAUGAUUCUGGUUACAAUAUAAAAUCCACGCUAAUUUGCGGUGGUUUGAGCAAAAAUCCAAUUUUUACAGCUGCUCAGGCUAAUGUUUGCAAUUUGCCAGUUAUAUGCCCUGAAGAAAUUGAAAGUGUCUUACUAGGAUCUGCUAUUUUAGGUGCUGUAGCAGCCAAUCAUUUUGACUCUCUGGAAGAUGCUAUAAAAUCAAUGGGUGGAAAAGGCAACGCCGUUUUUCCAGAUGCAAAAACUAUCGAAUAUCAUAACAAAAAGUACAAAGUGUUUUUACAAAUGCACAAUGAUCAAAUAAAAUACAGACAAAUAAUGGCAACUCAGUAAUGAUUAUAAUUAAAAAUCAUAAAUAUACAAUGAAAACUGUACCUACUUAUUUUGUUUUUUUUUUAUUGAAACUUAUAAAUAGAAUAAUAAAUAACUUCACAAUAGUAUUAAAUAAAAAUAUCACUCGUCUCUAUCUUCUUUAAUAUCAAUAGAUUUCUUUAAUUGGCACACUCCUUUAGAAUCUCUAAACAUGUCUGGACCACACUGUUCGGUAGCUCCAAUAAGCAUUAAUUCACCCUCCUUUAUGUUAUUUAGUUUCUUUUUAAUGCCAUCCUUUUUCACUACUUUUUUAUCGUCUUCCAUUUUAGUGAGCACAAAGUCUUCUUCUGGAACUGUGAGAACAAAAGCUUUGGUGGAUCUGAGUUUGCGUAAAGACGGAGUUUCCUUGUCGGAUUUUUCUUCAUUAUUUUUUUUUAAUGCCAGCAAGGGUGUUUGAGUAGCUAAAAUUUCAUCGUUCAUCAAAUGACUGCUGGAUUUAGUGAUGUCUACGUGAUAAGGAGCUGUUUUAGACUCGAGAAAGUUAAUAGCUUCAUCGUUGCUUUUUGCGGCAUUCUUAACAUGUUUGGAUUGGUGUUUUGAGUGGGAUCUGAUAAGGAAAUCCAACAAAGUAGGUC
Ceutorhynchus assimilis (cabbage seed weevil) is the source of this 2413-nucleotide messenger RNA. Lineage: Eukaryota; Metazoa; Arthropoda; Insecta; Coleoptera; Curculionidae. The record is from the annotation of a GenBank genome assembly.